Messenger RNA from Eptesicus fuscus (big brown bat), 792 nucleotides. RefSeq names its product Spi-B transcription factor (gene SPIB). Gene Ontology annotation, cellular component: nucleus. The coding region runs from base 1 to 792 and encodes 263 amino acids. Gene Ontology annotation, biological process: cell differentiation; regulation of transcription by RNA polymerase II. Lineage: Eukaryota; Metazoa; Chordata; Mammalia; Chiroptera; Vespertilionidae. Gene Ontology annotation, molecular function: DNA-binding transcription factor activity, RNA polymerase II-specific; sequence-specific DNA binding. The transcript is spliced from 6 exons. The record is from RefSeq and is a predicted model, not a curated record.
AUGCUCGCCCUGGAGGCUGCACAGCUCGACGGGCCACACUUCAGCUGCCUGUACCCAGAUGGCAUCUUCUACGACUUGGACAGCUGCAAGCAUCCUGGCUACCCCGACUCAGAGGGGGCUCCUGACUCCCUGUGGGGCUGGACAGAGGUCCCGGCUGUGCCCCCCACCUCCUAUGAAGCCUUCGACCCAGCCACGGCCACCUUCAGCCACCCGCAGGACGCCCAGCUCUGCUAUGGGCCCUCCUCGACCUACAGCCCCGUGGGCAGCCUCAACCCAGCCGCCAGCCUGGAGGCCCCGGGGCCUGGAUUCCCAGCGUACCCCACGGAGGACUUCGCCUGCCAGACCCUGGGCCCCCCGGCGUACGCCCCGUACCCCAGCCCCGUGCUGUCGGAAGAGGAGGACCUCUUGUUGGACAACCCCGCCCUGGAGGUCUCGGACAGCGAGUCGGAUGAGGCCCUCGUGGCCGGCCCCGAGGGGAGGGCAUCCGAGGCAGGGGCCCGCAAGAAGCUGCGCCUGUACCAGUUCCUGCUGGGGCUGCUGACCCGCGGCGACAUGCGCGAGUGCGUGUGGUGGGUGGAGCCGGGCGCCGGCGUCUUCCAGUUCUCGUCCAAGCACAAGGAGCUGCUGGCGCGCCGCUGGGGCCAGCAGAAGGGCAACCGCAAGCGCAUGACCUACCAGAAGCUGGCCCGCGCCCUGCGCAACUACGCCAAGACGGGCGAGAUCCGCAAGGUCAAGCGCAAGCUCACCUACCAGUUUGACAUUGCGCUGCUGCCGGCCGCCCGCCGCGCCUGA